This is a messenger RNA of Panicum hallii, 2274 nucleotides long. RefSeq names its product F-box/kelch-repeat protein At3g61590-like. Gene Ontology annotation, molecular function: protein binding. The transcript has 3 exons. The record is from RefSeq and is a predicted model, not a curated record. NCBI's taxonomy places the organism in Eukaryota, Viridiplantae, Streptophyta, Magnoliopsida, Poales, Poaceae. The coding region runs from base 708 to 1931 and encodes 407 amino acids.
AAGACCCUUAUUUCUGUCCCCUUUCUUUCGUCGCUGCAGCCGAACGAAUGCUCACGACGCCUCCCCAAAUCCAUCCGCGGCCGCUCCUCUCCUGGCUGCGGUGAUCCCCGGCAACUGCCCCUCUCCUGCUCCGGCGAGGACCCAUCCCCGGCCACAGGGGCCGUGCCGCACGGGAGGCCACUCGGCACGGGGGCCCGCGCCCGUCCGCGCGGCAGCAGAGCCGCGCCGCACUGGGCGGCGGACACAGCCGCGCCCGUCCGCACGGCACGGACCGGCGCCCAGUGCCGCGCCCGUCCGCGGUGCCCAGGCCAAUUGCCGAGCUGUUCGCACGGGCGGGCGGGGCACAGUCGGGAGGCGAGGAGCUCGAGCUCUUCAUGGUGAGGACCUCCCAAACUCUCUCGCCUCUCUCUCACGGCCUUAAGCUAUAUAGGUCAGGGGAGGAGGAAAGGCCACUGUUCCAUCUCUUGGAGUAGAAGGGCAGAAAGGCCUCUCACCUUCCCCCCAUUUCCAUUCCCUCCCGCCCGCACCAGAUUGGGGAAAUUCCGCGCCCAAUCCCAUCGGUUCCGACUGCCCAACCGCAAGAACCGGCCAACGGAUCAGGGCUCAGCAGGACCCGCCGGCGGCGGUGGAUUCGGAAAGGGAGGAAUCUUUUCUUUGAUUUCUGUUCUUGAGGAGAGGGUCUUGUUUUAGCUACUUUUUUUCGCUGGAUGCUGGCAAUGGGGUCGGAAGAGUGGGAGCUGUAUCCUUCUUACAUGGGUUCACAGGUCAUGGAAUAUGGACCGAUCUCUGAAGACAGCGAUGAUGACUGGAAUGGGGAUGUGGCAGUGUCAUUGGACGCUGUCCUCCCUGAUGAUCUCUUAGAGAAGGUUCUUUCCUUCUUGCCUGUUGCAAGUAUCAUAAGAUCUGGGUCUGUCUGCAAGAGGUGGCACGAGAUUGUGCAUGCCCAGAGGCAGACAUGGAGUAAAAUGGUGCCCCAGAAGCCAUGGUACUUCAUGUUUACUUGUAGUGAGGAUGCAGUUUCAGGUUUUGCCUAUGACCCAAGCCUCCGCAAGUGGUAUGGAUUUGAUUUCCCUUGCAUUGAGAAGAGCAACUGGUCCACAUCCUCGUCGGCUGGGUUGGUGUGCCUGAUGGAUAGUGAGAACAGGCGCCGCAUUAUGGUAUGCAACCCCAUCACUAAGGACUGGAAGCGGCUUCUUGAUGCUCCUGGAGGCAAAACAGCUGAUUACAGUGCUCUUGCCUUUUCUGUGGACAGGAGUUCUCAUCAGUACACAGUGGCUGUUGCAAGGAGCAACCAGGUUCCAUCAGAGAAUUAUCAGUGGGAGUUUACCAUCCAUUUGUAUGAGUCAGUCACUGGUAAUUGGGUGACUCCUUUUACUGGAGUACUGCUCGGAUGGAGAGGAGGUGAUGAGUGUGUCAUCUGUGGCGGAAUACUGUAUUACUUGGUGUACUCCACAGGAGUUCUAGUGAACAAUAAUGAGCAUCGCCAUUGUCUUGUCAUGUAUGAUCUUGCUGCAAGACCUAACCGCACUUCUUUAAUGAGCAUGGCUAUUCCAGUGCCAUGCGCUCUUACAUGUGGCCGGUUGAUGAACCUAAGUGAGAGGCUUGUACUGGUUGGUGGCAUUGGCAAGCAAGACAGGCCUGGGAUCGUCAAGGGAAUUGGCAUUUGGGAGCUCCAUAACAAAGGGUGGCGUGAGGUUGCUCGAAUGCCUCACAAGUUUUUUCAAGGAUUUGGUGAGUUCGACGAUGUUUUUGCAAGUUGCGGAGCAGAUGACCUUAUCUACAUCCAGAGCUAUGGAUCGCCGGCUCUUCUUACCUUUGAAAUAAACCAGAAGCUGUGGAAGUGGUCAGCGAAGAGCCCUGUGUCGAAGAGGUUUCCGCUGCAGCUGUUCACUGGUUUCUCUUUCGAGCCAAGGCUGGACAUUGCUUCCUAGUGUUCCUAAUUUGUUCCACCUCCACAGAAUCCUUACAUUAUAUUUUGCCUGGUUUUGGAGUGGCCGAAGUCAGGAUGAGAUGCUGUCGUUGGAAGACACUUGAACACAAAAUGUUCAAUUCUAUAGAUCUAUUCUAUUCAUUGCUGGUGUAUUGGUUAUAUCUUCUAAUUGAAGUGGUCAAUUAACUUUGCCGAUAUUUUUGUUAACUUGGUUCAAUAGUGGAGGGAGAGAUGAUGUCAACGAAUUACACAUGAACUAUUGUUUCCGGAUUACUCUUCUUUUGUUCCCUGCAAAAUUUGUGCUUCCUUGUCUCAGAAAAUUUAAUCAUUCCUGUUUUACUAUC